ACAUCCAGGAAGUAGUUUGUUCAUUGAAAAGUUCCGAACCAAGCAGUGUCUGAUCAGUUCCAGUUGUAAAUAUUGUGCAUUCUUUUCUUGUUGUCAUAAACUUUUGUUUCAACGUUUUUUGCUCAAAGUGACUCUUGUUCCGCUUGUCGAUUUUUAAUUUAUACAAUUGGUCGAUCUGAAUAAAAUUUAUUUUAUGGACUAUGAAGUGACAUAAUUAUUCGCUCGAAGCUGUUGGGUUGGAAGAGGAGUAGGCUAGCUAAAUUUACAUUUUCAAGUAUAUUUUGUUCCUACCAUUUGCCAUGUAUUAGUGUUGUAACUCUAGCUGAUAUGAUUCUAACCUAGAAUAUACAACUGUUAAAACCUAAGACUAAAUUUACAUUGAAGUAACUUACUUUUUUACAAUUGAAAUUUAGUAGCCCUAACCUAAAUUGGUGCUAGCCUAGGUCUAGUACUCCCAGGAUCUGUCCUUGAAAUAAAACCAUCUCAUUAUGAGGUAUGCUCAGCUUGUAAUGGGGCCUGCUGGCAGUGGAAAAUCAACUUAUUGUUCUGCAAUUGCUAAACACGCUGAAGCUGAGAAUAAAGUGAUUCAAGUGGUGAAUUUAGAUCCAGCAGCUGAGUAUUUUGAUUACGAACCAUUUGUAGAUGUGCGAGAACUAAUUCAGGUAGAUGAUGCUAUGGAAGAUGAAGACAUGCAGUUUGGACCAAACGGAGGAUUGGUUUUUUGUAUGGAGUAUUUGUUAGAAAAUGUAGAUUGGUUAAGAGAUCAGUUAGGAGAUGGUGAUGAUGACUACACAAUUUUCGACUGUCCAGGACAGAUAGAACUGUAUACUCACAUGAAUACAAUUAAACACCUGGUUGAGCUAUUACAGCAAUGGAAUUUCAAUGUUUGUGGAGUGUUUUUGGUUGAUGCUCAGUUCAUGGUUGACGGACCCAAAUUUCUAUCAGGAACCAUGGCAGCUCUAUCAGUCAUGGUGAAUUUAGAAUUACCUCAUGUCAAUGUGUUGAGUAAAAUGGAUCUUCUUACCAAAUCUGCUCGUAAUCGUCUUGACAGUUACCUUGAUCCAGAUCCCAAUGCCUUGUUGCAAGACAACGAAAAAACAUCAACGUGGAAUUCAAAAUACCGAAAGUUAACAGAAGCACUUGGACAGAUAAUAGAAGACUUUAGUUUGGUACGUUUCCAUCCUUUGAAUAUUAAGGACGAAGAAAAUUUGGCGGACUUGCUGUUGACAAUUAACAAUGUUAUCCAGUAUGGUGAGGACGCUGAUGUUAAAACUAAAGACUUUGAGUAUCCUGAUCCGGAAGAAGAAAACGUGGAAGAUGGCGACUAAAAUGACUUUAAACUUCUAAUUAGCCUAACCUAAACAAAAAACUUCCAUAAUUUACCAUCAACAUUGUUGGAUACCAUCCUAUGCCUAGGCUACCCUAUGUCAUUAUCAGGUAAUUUUAAUAAAACACACAUCUUUACAAUUUCUAA
Macrosteles quadrilineatus (aster leafhopper) is the source of this 1474-nucleotide messenger RNA. RefSeq names its product GPN-loop GTPase 3-like. Lineage: Eukaryota; Metazoa; Arthropoda; Insecta; Hemiptera; Cicadellidae. The coding region runs from base 489 to 1328 and encodes 279 amino acids. The transcript has a single exon. The record is from RefSeq and is a predicted model, not a curated record. Gene Ontology annotation, molecular function: GTPase activity.